AUGGCUCCUAACAAGGCCAAGGCCAACGGCGAAGACACAAGACUGUCCCAGCGAGAGAUCGAAAUCGUGGCCGUGGCGUGGUGUUCUGUUAAGUCAAUCAAGGAUGGAAAGGCAAUCCUGGACAUGAACCAACUCGUCGACAAAGGCCUGUACAAGUCCGUAGACUCAGCCCGGCACUGCUGGCGCCCCAUCGAGAACAAGCUCCUCAAGAUCGCCGCGGCCGUGAAGUCGCACCCCGGAAACAACGAGUCCGGCGCUCCUGCCGGAAACAGUAUCACCGCUGCGGCGCCUGCCCCGCGCACCCCCGUCAAAGCCAUGAAAGGCGCCUCGGGAAAGCGCAAGCUCAAGGUGUUCAGCGACGCCGAGGAUGACGACGAGGAGUACAAGGACGCCGCCGCCGCCGCCGCCGCAGCCAAGGAAGGAGGUGUAGGAGAAGGUGGGGGAUUAGGAGGUGGGGUCAGGAAGUCGCGCCGCACCGCUCUGCCUAAGCCUAAGAUGGCGCCGAAGAAGACGACUGGCGCUAUCGCUCACGCCGCUGCUGCGAAGACUAAGGGCGCGGGUGCGGGGAAGAAGAGGUUGGUGCCGACUAAGCUUGAGGAGACCGAGGGCGGGUAUGAUGAGUUUGAGAGUUUCUCUGAGGUUGGCGAUGGGGAGGCUUGA
Messenger RNA from Annulohypoxylon truncatum, 660 nucleotides. RefSeq lists its product as uncharacterized. The record is from RefSeq and is a predicted model, not a curated record. The transcript is spliced from 2 exons. The coding region runs from base 1 to 660 and encodes 219 amino acids. NCBI's taxonomy places the organism in Eukaryota, Fungi, Ascomycota, Sordariomycetes, Xylariales, Hypoxylaceae.